Messenger RNA from Penicillium cinerascens, 1542 nucleotides. Its product is annotated as sugar porter family MFS transporter. Gene Ontology annotation, biological process: transmembrane transport; carbohydrate transport. Bases 1 to 1542 code for a protein of 513 amino acids. Gene Ontology annotation, molecular function: carbohydrate:proton symporter activity. The transcript has a single exon. Lineage: Eukaryota; Fungi; Ascomycota; Eurotiomycetes; Eurotiales; Aspergillaceae. The record is from RefSeq and is a predicted model, not a curated record. Gene Ontology annotation, cellular component: membrane.
AUGCUUCGAGGCAAGACGCUUCGCGUGGCGCAGGCGCUUCUUAUUGUCGCGCCUGCUUUCAUUAUUUUUGGAUAUAACCAGUCCGGCGUUGGUCCCCUGGCUACGCUGCAAAGUUGGGUUGAAGUGUUUCCCGAGAUCGACACUGUCAACACAAAAGGUGCUGUGCGAGCUAAAAAUUCUACUGCAAAGGGUGCUGUGAUUGCCUCUUUCCAGCUUGGUGCUCUGAUCGGAUCUUUGUCUUGCACUGGAUUCGGUGACCGGCUUGGUCGUCGUUGGACUAUUUUCGUGGGCGCUAUUUUGACUAUCAUCGGACAGGUAUUGCAGGUUGCUGCUUAUGGCCUUCCGCAAUUCGUCGUCGGUCGUGUUCUUCUCGGUCUCGGUGUUGGACAGUUGAGUGUCGCUGUUCCUGUCUGGCAGUCAGAGUGCACAUCAGCCAAACACCGUGGACAACAUGUUAUCGUCGAUGGUAUCUGUAUCUGUUUGGGUUAUGCAUUGUGCAACUGGAUUGAUUUUGGACUAAGCAAGGUCGACGGCAGCUUGCAGUGGCGAAUCCCGCUCGUGGUCUCAUUCUUUUUCUCCCUUGUGCUCAUGACGUCCGUUUUCCUCCUGCCCGAGUCUCCUCGCUGGCUUGUCACUGUCGGUCGCGUCGAAGAGGCCACUCAGAGUCUCGCCGCGUACAAGGGUCUUUCCGACGACGACGAAGCCGUCCGUGUUGAAAUCUCCGGUAUCGAAACCUCCCUGGAAGUGUCCGUCGACAGCGCCUCGCUUAUGGACCUUUUCAACCCAAACAAGCCCGACGAUGAGCGUCUUCUAUAUCGAUUCUGCGUCUGCAUUUCGCUUCAAUUCUUCCAACAAAUGUGCGGUGGCAACCUUAUUUCCACCUACGUCUCAACCAUCUUCGAAGAAAACCUCCACAUGACCAGUGACCUAUCCCGCAUCCUAGCGUCCUGUGCCAUGACCUGGAAAUUCAUGUGUAGUUUUAUCGCUUUCUUCGCUAUCGACCGCCUUGGCCGACGCAAGAUCUUUAUGAUCUCCGGUACCGGCAUGGCAGUCUGCAUGAUGGUCCUAGCGAUCACGAACAGCUUCGACCAGAACCAUACCGCCUCGGUCGUUUCCGCUGUCUUCAUCUUCCUCUUCAACUCCUUCUACCCUGUCGGUUUCCUGGGUGGAAACUUCCUCUACUGCACCGAGGUCGCGCCUAUGCGCCUCCGUGUUGCCAUGUCAGCUAUCUCGACAGCGAACCACUGGCUGUGGAACUUUGUCGUUGUCAUGAUCACCCCCGUCGCACUGGACACGAUUGGAUAUAGGUACUAUAUUGUGUAUGCCGUGAUCUCGGCUUGCAUUCCGUUCACGGUCUACUUCUUCUACCCGGAGACUAUGAAUCGCAAUCUAGAGGCUCUUAAUCAUGUCUUCCGUGAUGCGCCCACGCCAUGGUCUAUUGUUUCGAUAGCGAGACAUUUGCUUCAGGGUGAGGCGGCGGAGGUUGAUAUGUGGAUGAAGACUGAAGAGAAGGCGGGUGUUGAGCAGAAGGAGGAUAUUUAG